GGGCUGAUGGUCGCAGGUCCAGGUAUUGUGCCCCGUUUGUAGAAGAUGGUGGGCUCGCAAGGCCGACGAGGCGCGAGGAGCAUAUCGGGGUAUCGAAGCAAUGUAGUAGGCAGUCAGGCCGGUUAUCUGGCCCGUCCCAUAACUAAAGCGCCUGAAGCGCAAAUUUAUUUUAUAAACCACCGGUCUGGGGCCUUUCCGGUGCUCCGUCUCCGCACCGUCGUCCGCGGAGAACGGGCAAGUCGGUCGAUCGUGAAUAGAACAACGGCGUUAUGGUCCAACUGGAUAGUGUCGUCGCUGAUACUCGCGGGUCCAGGAAUUUUGCCGAUCUUUGUACAAACCCGUGGUCGCGAAGUUGCCGAAUCCCGCGGCUCGUACGGAUCAAGAGACUGGGCUCAGUAAAUGUUGAGGCGGGCUGGAUGGACUCUACCCCCAACAAACGGAAGGAAACGAACAUAAACUCGGGAGUUGUCUAGUAGAAUUCUUCUCCCGCCCUCCGAGCGCGGGCCGUCGGCUCCGGUUCCGUCGAUUGCGGAUGAAAACUGGGCUGGAGUUGAUAUGAUGUACCAUUUGGACGGUAGAAGGCACCGUCAAUCGCUGGUGUAAAUUGGCGAGCCGCAAGACCUAGUGAGCUAGCGUAUGGACACACUAGCUUUUUACGGGCUCGGCCAAUCGCUUUUACUCGCUCAAAACGCUCUCAUUUUACCAGAAAGUGUGCAGCGCGGCGUCUAUGCACUGUGAGAUUCGCCUGUAGACCGAGCCGCGCUUCCGACCUAGUUUUCGUUGGUUUCCAGAGGUUUCCCCUUUUUGCAGCGGCAGAAGCAAGGAACAGAGACGCCCGUCGCAGGCAGCAAUGGCUUUUUACAACACUGUGCCCGCCGAAGACACCCGCCUCCAGGAGGCGCCCAAGUCCUGGAAGCUCAAGAAGAUCGUCGUCGUCUCCGCGGCCCUCUCGUUCUCCCUCGGCGCCUGCGCCGCCACGGCCCUCUCGUAUCGCGAGGUCGGCGCGACCCAGCUAGACUGGCAAGUACCCGUCCCGGCGCAAACUGAUUGCCAGGCGAAGUACCCCAAUCUCUGCUCGGACGACGGCUGCAAUUGUAGAUGCCCGCCGUGGAAUGGCAAACCAUGCCCGACAAAGGGUUGUGAUCAAUCGCACUGCCACGACAAGACCGUGGUCAAGUGCGCCGGCGGCCAGUGCAAUCAAGCCACGGCCACCGCGUCGGGCGAGAUUUCGUGCUCCGACGGCGGCUGCACCCAAACGCCCGGGGUGAAGGCCGGAACGCUUUCCUGUUCGAACGGGAACUGCGACAUGACGGGCGCGGUCGUAACCGGAAGCGCGACUUGCGGAAAUGGCAACUGCCAUAUGAACGGCAUCUCGAGUAACACCGGCGAUAUCUCUUGCGGAAACGGCAAUUGCCCGCAGACUGGAGCCAAGGCUCCGAAGGGCUCGAUCACGUGCCGUAAUGGCAACUGCGCCCAAAACAACGCGGCGGCCGGCAUGAGCAUUACCUGCGACAACCUGUGUGGAAAUCAAAAUUUUACGGCGCGUUCGUGCUGAAUCUUCGCGUCGACCUCCACGCCAUCGACGCGACGCCUGCUCGAUGGCGUGCACCCGACGCACUGGUUGAUUUCCACACAGGCGACAACGGCUCGUGCGACCAAAGCAACGCCAAUGCGGGCCAGACGAUUACUUGCAGAAAUGGAGGAUGCACGCAGACCGACGCGACCGCGCCGAACGGGGUGACUUGCAGAAACGGCGGGUGCCCGGGCAAUUCCGGCGGCGGUUCUAGCAGCGGUUCUACGUGA
Molecule: messenger RNA, 1803 nt
Organism: Pelagomonas calceolata
Lineage: Eukaryota; Pelagophyceae; Pelagomonadales; Pelagomonadaceae
Source: the annotation of a GenBank genome assembly